AUCGACAGCACAUGAGUGUGCUGCUCGGUACUCAAAAUAACAACAUAAAACACAUUAAAAUGGAUUUAAAGAAAACAGAAGUACAAAAUGUCAUCGAAAAUCUCAUUCAUCCACGAGAGAAGAAGUCUUGUAAUAUACAGGAACUUGGUGAACAUCAAGCAAUGCUUAAUUUCAAGAAGAAAAUCAAAAAACCAAAAAAGUUACAGGCACAGAAAAAGAGACUGUCCAGAAAUGAAAUGAAGGAAUUAGGCUUAUAUUCAUUACCGAAAAAGACAUUGAAAUAUGAUGACUAUAAAGAGCUAAAUAGUUUAUGGAAUUCAUAUAUGGAACAACAGCUUGGCAGUGAUAUCCAACAGCUACAGAAGAGAAUUGACGUGACAAGCUCUAAUUAUGAACAAACUAGUGGAUUGGUGCAUAAAAGUGAUCUUCAUGGGGCAAAAGUAAAGGUUGUACAGUCAAAAUGUAUUAGUUCUGUAGGCAUUAAAGGAAUCAUCAUACUCGAUACCAAAGGAACAUUUAGUAUAAUUUGUAAGGAUAAUGUGAUGAGAGUUGUUCCUAAGAAUGUGUCAAUAUUCGAGCUUAAAUGGAAUAAUCUUAGAAUCACACUUCAUGGAAAGAGUCUAGCUAUAAGAAGUGCCGAAAGAUCUGUAAAGAAGGUGAAAACUGUGCGACUGAUUGAACUGUGAUUUUGUUCAACGGUUAAAAUAUAUUUAAAUAAAUUUGUAAACACACUCGAAAAAAUUUGCAGAGUAAAUAAAAGAAAAUUAAUUAUAUUUUGUGUUUUCGCGCUUAAAUAGUCCAAUAUUUCGAUCAAAAUAGCUUUCAAAGCAAACAAUCGAUAGUAUAUUUAGUCAUAGAAGUUGAAGAUAUUAAAGCUCACCUUGAAACAAAGUUUUUAGUCCAAAAAGAUGUCAGAUACAGAUAUUGAGUUGGAAAAGGAAUUUAAAAAGUUCAGAUUGGAAGAGAUUCCAUUAAAAUCUAUUGAAGAGCCAGUAGUAAAAUCAUGCAAUUGUUCAUCAACUACGGGAAUCAGGUCAUCAUUACUGGAACUUUCGAUAAGCAAGAUUAAAACAAAAGACAGGAGAGGAAGUAACCUUAUAAAACCAGCACGAUUAAAAUUAAUUGGUAGUUGCUAUGCUAAACUAUCCAAAAAUGUAGAUACUAAUAAUGAGAAUGAUGAUAAAUUAAUUAAGAACGUAGAAGAUUUCACAUCGGAAGCCUUUCUAAAAAUGCGUAUUACGCCGCAUGCAACGAAUGAGUCACCAUGUCAUGUAGAAUCUCCUGUUGAGAAUAUCGACAAAGAUGAUAAAUUACCAUCCACCUCUUCAUCACUCAACUGUUCAACUCAAGCCAAAUUGCAGCAACAAAUGUCAUCAACAGAAUUCGACUCAACGAUAGACGAAAUGUCUGAUUUUUUGGCCUAUCAUCUAAGUCUCUUCAACCAUCGUGAUAAAUAUCUAAUUGAUUCUAUGUAUACAUAAUAAUACGUAUAUCCAUUUCUGUAUAUUUUUUGUGUAAUUAAUCUUUAAUUUUCUAGUGUAUGUAAAAGUUAUUAAAAAAAAAAUAAUAUAAUAUAAUUAAUUACUAUUUGUUUCUUCUUGAAAAGAGCUUAUGAAAUUCUUUACAC
Messenger RNA from Chironomus riparius, 1627 nucleotides. The record is from the annotation of a GenBank genome assembly. NCBI's taxonomy places the organism in Eukaryota, Metazoa, Arthropoda, Insecta, Diptera, Chironomidae.